UAGGACAAUGACAUUUCAUCGUCAUUAAAACAAGUGUCACAAGAUUUAUGAUAUUUUUCUUAUAAUUAAAAAUUGAUUCCAGUUAUUAAUUAACGUUUAAAAAUUAAAGUUUUGUAAUAAUGUCUUGGGUUUCAGACUACCAUUACAAAUGGUACGAGACUCUGGCAAUGAACGUGGUGCGCGCUGGCGGUUAUAUUCCACGUCACAUUGCCUUUGUAAUGGAUGGUAAUCGCCGCUAUGCAAAAUCACAAAAUUUGCGUAAAAUUGAGGGGCAUUCCCAUGGUUUUGAGAAGUUAGCUAAUUGCUUGCGCUGGUGCCUGGAUUUAGGUAUUAAGGAAGUAACCACAUUUGCAUUUAGCAUAGAAAACUAUAAGCGAUCAGAAGAUGAAGUGAAUGGUUUGCUAGAUCUAGCUAGGGAAAAGUUUCAAAAAAUAUUGCUUGAGGAGCAAAAAUUAAAUGAACAUGGUGUUCGCAUUCGAGUGAUUGGUAAUAUUGGAUUGUUGCCGGAAGAUUUGCAAGCUCUAAUUGCGAAAGCAAUGGUUAUUACAGAGCAAAAUGGUAAACUGUUUCUUAAUAUUGCUUUCUCAUAUACGUCGCGGGAUGAAAUGACCCAAGCUGUUGAAACCAUUCUGAAACUAGGAGAUGAACUUGAACCGUCGGAUAUUAAUGAACGGUUACUUGAGGAAUGUUUAUACACAAGACAUACUCCCCCGCCAGAUUUAUUAUUCCGCACUUCAGGGGAAACACGAAUUAGCGACUUUUUGAUGUGGCAGCUUUCAUCGACAAUUUUAUACUUUACAAAUAUCUUAUGGCCACAAAUAAAUUUAUGGAAUUUUUUAAGCGGAAUUUUUGCCUACCAACGGGCGAAUUUACGCUUGGACUCCUUUAAGAGGCAAAAGCGAUUAGAACAUGCUCAAUUAGCAAAAUACUCUAAUUAUUACUCAUUGCGCGUUCAACGCUUUCUGCAAUCACUGGACUGUUAUAGAAAAAGUGUUCUUCUAAGUUUGUCGACAAGUAAUUAAGAAACAUUUUGUAUAAUUAUAAAUGAAUGUGAAAAUAUACAUGUGAUUUCUUAUAAAU
Messenger RNA from Ceratitis capitata (Mediterranean fruit fly), 1080 nucleotides. It is a transcript of the gene Dhdds, whose product is annotated as dehydrodolichyl diphosphate synthase complex subunit DHDDS. The transcript is spliced from 2 exons. Gene Ontology annotation, molecular function: ditrans,polycis-polyprenyl diphosphate synthase [(2E,6E)-farnesyl diphosphate specific] activity. Gene Ontology annotation, cellular component: endoplasmic reticulum; dehydrodolichyl diphosphate synthase complex. Gene Ontology annotation, biological process: polyprenol biosynthetic process. The coding region runs from base 120 to 1022 and encodes 300 amino acids. NCBI's taxonomy places the organism in Eukaryota, Metazoa, Arthropoda, Insecta, Diptera, Tephritidae. The record is from RefSeq and is a predicted model, not a curated record.